This is a messenger RNA of Erigeron canadensis, 784 nucleotides long. Its product is annotated as thioredoxin-like protein Clot. The transcript has 2 exons. NCBI's taxonomy places the organism in Eukaryota, Viridiplantae, Streptophyta, Magnoliopsida, Asterales, Asteraceae. Gene Ontology annotation, molecular function: protein-disulfide reductase [NAD(P)H] activity. Gene Ontology annotation, cellular component: cytosol. The record is from RefSeq and is a predicted model, not a curated record. Bases 45 to 443 code for a protein of 132 amino acids.
CAGAAAACAAAGCACAGCCAAAGAGUAAGAAAAAAGAACGAAAGAUGCCUUUGAAAGUGUUGGACGCAACCUUAUCAAGCUUCAACUCUGUUUUUGAGAAAUUUAAGAAUGAAGCAGGAAACAACAAAAGUAAUCUCAUAUUGUUUUUGGCUGAUAAUGAGCCCUUAACUAAUCGCAGUUGGUGCCCUGAUUGUGUGCGAGCUGAACCAGUUAUAUACAAAAAAUUAGAAUCAUCGGGAGAUGAUGUAGCACUCCUGAGGGCUUAUGUUGGGGACAGACCCACGUGGAGGAACCCCAGCCAUCCAUGGAGAGUGGAUUCAAACUUUAAGCUCAAGGGAGUCCCGACUCUAAUCCUAUGGAAGAAUGGUGAAGUUAAAGGUCGCCUUGAAGACCAUGAAGCACACAUCGAACGCAAAAUUGAUGCACUUCUCUCCUCCAAGUGAACUUUUUCCAAGUGUUUCCACCCUAAUAAAGCUUUAGUUACCACAUCUGCUAAAUGUUGAACACUAUGUUUUGACUCAGUGACCAGAAAUAAUUGAGGUUAUGACUCUUGCAAUGUGCUUAAACUGCGUUCGUAGUUUGACACUGCUCAUGAUUAGUGAUAACUCUCCCCUUGUUAAUGGGCAAUGGCCCUUCCCUAUGAGAUAUGGGUAUGGUAAACCAUUAUGAUUUCUAUAUCAUGCUUUAUAAGUUCUAUGUUAGUUACAUUGUCAGUGUAUGUCUAAUGAGUAAUGUCACACUUUACUUUUUAAAAAAAUUUGCAGCUUAAUUAUUAGGUUUGUAA